UUUAUCCCCUUUGUGCCAUACCUCCCCACUUCUUCCUAUUAGUGCCAUUUUACUUCACGACUUAUAUCCAAAUGAGUACUCUCCCUCAAACUCAGGGGCAAACAAUUCAAGAUGCAUGGGACUGCAAGGGUCACCCUGCAGAAAGGUCCAAAACUGGUGGUUGGACAUCAUCUGCAAUGAUCUUAGGAGUAGAAGCAUGUGAGAGGUUAACAACAAUGGGCAUAGCUGUAAAUUUGGUGACAUAUUUGACUGGAACUAUGCAUUUAGGAAAUGCUUCCUCUGCUAACAUAGUCACCAACUUCAUGGGAACAUGUUUUAUGCUUUGUUUGCUUGGUGGUUUUGUAGCCGACACUUUUAUUGGAAGAUACCUCACCAUAGCCAUAUUUGCAACUGUUGAAGCAAUUGGUGUUACAAUCUUGACAAUAUCAACAAUAAUUCCAAGCCUACAUCCACCAAAAUGCACAAAAAGCAAUCUCAAAUCUUGUGAACCAGCAAACAACAUUCAACUAACGGUUCUAUACAUAGCUCUAUACGUGACUGCACUUGGAAUAGGUGGAUUGAAAUCAAGUGUCUCCGGCUUUGGUUCAGACCAAUUCGACGAAACAAACGAAGUCGAAAAAAAUCACAUGGUUAAAUUCUUCAACUGGUUCUUCUUUUUCAUAAGCAUAGGUUCAUUAACAGCAGUGACAAUUCUUGUUUACAUUCAAGAUCAUGUUGGAAGAGAUUGGGGUUAUGGAAUGUGUGUUUGUGCUAUUGUUGUUGCUCUUUGUGUGUUCUUAUAUGGAACAAAGAGGUAUCGGUUUAAGAAACUUGCUGGUAGUCCUUUGACUCAGAUUGCAGUGGUUUAUGUGGCUGCUUGGAGGAAGAGGAACAUGGAACUGCCAUAUGAUUCCUCGUUGUUGUUUAAUGUUGAUGAUAUUGAAGAUGAAAUGUUGAGGAAGAAGAAGCAGGUGUUGCCACAUAGCAAGCAAUUUCGGUUCUUGGACAAGGCAGCAAUCAAGGACCCAAAAACAGAUGGUAAUGAAAUUAAUGUGGUAAGGAAAUGGUAUCUAUCAACCUUAACAGAUGUUGAAGAAGUAAAAUUGGUUUUAAGAAUGUUACCAAUAUGGGCCACAACGAUAAUGUUUUGGACAGUAUAUGCACAAAUGACCACAUUCUCAGUAUCACAAGCAACAACAUUAAACCGUCACAUAGGAAAAUCAUUUCAAAUCCCACCAGCAUCUCUAACUGCUUUCUUCAUUGGUAGCAUCCUCUUAACAAUCCCAAUUUAUGAUCGUGUCAUUGUUCCCAUAACAAGAAAAAUCUUCAAAAACCCACAAGGACUAACACCUUUACAACGCAUUGGUGUUGGUUUGGUUUUCUCAAUUUUUGCAAUGGUUGCAGCAGCACUCACGGAAUUAAAACGUAUGAGAAUGGCACAUUUGCAUAAUUUGACACACAAUCCAAAUUCGGAGAUUCCAAUGAGUGUGUUUUGGUUGAUCCCACAAUUCUUCUUUGUGGGGUCAGGUGAAGCAUUUACUUAUAUAGGACAAUUGGAUUUUUUCUUAAGGGAAUGUCCUAAAGGGAUGAAGACUAUGAGCACGGGUUUGUUUUUGAGUACAUUGUCUUUGGGAUUUUUCUUUAGCUCUUUAUUGGUUACUUUGGUCCACAAGGUGACAAGUCAGCAUAAGCCCUGGCUUGCUGAUAAUCUUAAUGAGGCAAAGCUUUAUAACUUUUAUUGGCUUUUGGCUUUGUUGAGUGUUUUAAAUUUGGUCAUAUACUUGCUUUGUGCUAAUUGGUAUGUUUAUAAGGAUAAAAGGCUUGCUGAGGAAGGCAUAGAAUUAGAGGAAGCAGAUACAGCUUGCCAUGCAUAGGUUUCCUUGUUACUUUGUAAUAACAACUAAUAAUAUUAAUAUACACCUUUAAGUUUCCAUUUAAGUAUUAUAAUUUUUA
Molecule: messenger RNA, 1932 nt
Organism: Medicago truncatula (barrel medic)
Lineage: Eukaryota; Viridiplantae; Streptophyta; Magnoliopsida; Fabales; Fabaceae
Product: protein NRT1/ PTR FAMILY 6.3
Exons: 5
Coding region: 72-1853 (593 amino acids)
Biological process (GO): oligopeptide transport; transmembrane transport
Cellular component (GO): membrane
Molecular function (GO): transmembrane transporter activity
Source: RefSeq, a predicted model, not a curated record